AUGGCUCUAAAUAUUAUAACGGAACAAUUUUUUUCAGAUCCCAAGGAAUGCCCACUUGGUUGGACUUAUUUAUCAAAUCAGUGCAUUAAAAUAUAUCCUCAAGCGUUUGACGCUGAUAGAGCUUCUAUUAUUUGCCAAAACACUGGAGCCAUAUUAUUGACGCUAAAUGAAGAUGAUGAAAUGUUCAAUGAAAUGUUCAAAGAUACCGUCGAUCUACUUAAUGAACAUUAUGAAAAAGGCCUUCAUAUAACGACUUGGUUGGUGCAAAGUGAUGGAGAAUCGAUCAAAGGUAUUAGCUACGAUUUUUUUAAAAAUGCCUACGAUACGUCUUCAGUACGAUUUAUGAAUUUACAACGAAUGCCAAAUGGGAUUUAUGAAAUGUAUGCAUUCAAAUCAAUUCAAUUAUUUUUACUUCCAAACAAAUUGAAACAUUUUUUCCUGCCUUCCAUUUUGGAUGAUUAA
Molecule: messenger RNA, 462 nt
Organism: Dracunculus medinensis (Guinea worm)
Lineage: Eukaryota; Metazoa; Nematoda; Chromadorea; Rhabditida; Dracunculidae
Source: the annotation of a GenBank genome assembly